AUGAUGAAGCUCGCGCUCGUGGCGAUGUCCGUGGCCUCCGCCGCAGCUGCGCUCGCGGCGCCGUGCACGACCACCGACCUCUCUCCGGUUACGACGUACCUCGCGGCCCAGAUGAGCUACUCGGGCUGCAAGAAGGCGAGCGGCGUCAACCUCGUCGACUUUUUCACAACGACUGCUGUGCCUGCCAAGGACGACGUGAUCGCCUUCCAGUCGUCGCUCGACUGCAAGGACCUCUAUGACCGCUUCCAGGCUGUUCUUGGACCGACGUGCUCGCUCUGGGGCGUCAACUACGCUGACGCCCGAGUCCUCUCGUUCAAUGCGCUCACGGCCAUCAAGGCGAACGCGGCCUUGCCAUCGAAUGCACCCAACACCACGACGUUGCCGGUGACGGUGCCGGUGACGACGACCCCCCCGGUCGCGAACGUGACGACUCUACCUGUCACGACCAAGCCCGCGACGACCAAGCCGUCGUCGGGCUCCAUGUCUGGCAACAUGACAGAGGAGCCGGUGAUUACGUUGGCGCCAACGCCUGUCCCGACAUUUGCGACGAUCAAAAAGGUUACGCCGACGCCCGCGCCGUCAAGUGCGGUUGGCGUUGCUGUCUCGGCGGCGUCGCUCGCGGUCGCUGCGGCGCACUGGAUGCUGUAA
Saprolegnia diclina VS20 is the source of this 648-nucleotide messenger RNA. RefSeq lists its product as hypothetical. Gene Ontology annotation, cellular component: extracellular region. The transcript has a single exon. The coding region runs from base 1 to 648 and encodes 215 amino acids. NCBI's taxonomy places the organism in Eukaryota, Oomycota, Saprolegniomycetes, Saprolegniales, Saprolegniaceae. The record is from RefSeq and is a predicted model, not a curated record.